This is a messenger RNA of Xylaria bambusicola, 2251 nucleotides long. Its product is annotated as high-affinity methionine permease. Gene Ontology annotation, cellular component: membrane. The transcript is spliced from 12 exons. Gene Ontology annotation, molecular function: L-amino acid transmembrane transporter activity. The record is from RefSeq and is a predicted model, not a curated record. Bases 232 to 2007 code for a protein of 591 amino acids. NCBI's taxonomy places the organism in Eukaryota, Fungi, Ascomycota, Sordariomycetes, Xylariales, Xylariaceae. Gene Ontology annotation, biological process: amino acid transmembrane transport.
UGCAAGGCGGAAGGCGGCAGAUGGACGUGCAUGGCGUGCUCCUUGGCCCUAUUCACAUUCGGAAGUUGAUAUAGUCAUCCCCUGGCGAGAAUAUCAAGCACGCAAUCUCGCAGCUUGGCGCAUUCUCAUGUCUAUCUCUGUCCUCUCUUUGAGUGCAGAAACACUUCUACGAUCUCUCUCAUUGCACGCCUGCGGCGCUCCAAUCGUUGGAACAGCCUCACUCGAUCGAAAAUGGGUAAACUCAAGGUUUUGGCUGGGCCGACGGUCAGUGAGGCUACUGCUGCAUCUACAGACACCGACCGCGCUAGCGAUCUACAAGUGAUUCACGAUGGUGAACUCACCUACACCGUGGUCAAAGCCAACAAUGGAUCGGGCGUGACGUACCAGGAGGCCGUCGGUGCGCCGGUAGAGUCGAAUUCACCGCUGGGCUAUCAUGUUGGCUGGGUGACUGUUAUUUUUCUGAAUGUCAAUCAUAUGAUCGGCACAGGCAUCUUCUCCACUCCGGGUACUAUCUUGGCGGCUACAGGUUCAAUUGGUCUGGCUCUUCUCUACUGGACGAUAGGCAUUCUCCUUGCUGUCACCGGCUUCUCCGUCUAUCUCGAGCUGGCGAGCUACUUCCCCAACCGAUCAGGGGGUGAAGUUGUGUAUCUGGAGCAGGCUUAUCCAAGACCGAGGCAUUUCUUCCCUAUUGCUUUCGCGUUCUACUCCGUGGUUCUCUCCUUCAGUAGCAGUAAUGCAAUCGUACUUUCUAAUUAUCUAUUUGCCUUGGCCCACAAGACACCGACAGAUUGGGAGUCGAAGGGCGUGGCCGUAGCAGCUUACACCGCUGCCGUCAUAUGCGUCAUAGCACACAACAAGUACUCACUCUGGGCAACAAAUAUUAUCGGUAUUGUCAAGGUCAUCACGCUCAUCUUCAUCAGCAUCACUGGCUUCGUCGUUCUAGGAGGACAUGUUGCUCGAAUCCCGGACCCUGGUCUCAACUUCCGCAACUCAUUCGAAGGCACCACAAACAACGGAAACGACUUAUCGGUGGCUUUAGUCAACGUGCUUUUCGCAUACAACGGUUAUGCCAACGCCUUUGGGUUGGCUAACGAGAUUAAGAACCCAAUUCCCACACUGAAGCGGAACGGUGCGAUUUCCAUCACUAUAGUCGCGCUACUGUAUAUCCUCUGUAAUAUUGCGUAUUUUGCGGCGGUCCCUAAAGAAACAUUCGCCCAGUCAAAAGCCAUCGCAGCAUCGGUGUUUUUCGGCGCUGUGUUCGGCCAGGGUCGCGCUCAGGACGCCUUGAAUGCCCUAGUUCUGAUCAGCGCAUUUGGUAACCUGCUGGCGGUGCUCAUCGGACAAUCUCGCCUGAUUCGGGAGAUUGGAAGGCAAGGUGUGCUUCCGUUCACUGAGUUCUGGGUGUCCACGAAGCCGUUCGGGACACCUAUAGGGCCCUAUCUCCUUAAAUAUGUAGUUACAGUUAUCUUCAUCAUUGCCCCUCCGGCGGGUGAUGCAUUCCAGUUCAUCGUCAGUCUGAAGACAUACCCAGAUGGGGUCUUCUUCACUGCCAUGGCAAUUGGGGUCUACCUAAUUCGAUAUAGACAGAAACGUCUAAAUCGUGAGAAGCCAGCUUUCAAGGCUUGGGAUGCUUGUGUGAUUUUCUUUCUCCUGGUGCAGAUAUACACUCUUGCCACGCCUUGGAUCCCCCCCAAGGGUGGACCGUACGCGGGCGCCGUUAGCUUCUGGUACGCUACAUACGCUGCUGUAGGCAUUGGCAUCAUCGUCGGCUGCGGUAUAUAUUAUAUCUGCUGGAUGCAACUUAUACCGAAAUGGAAAGGUUAUCGAUUGCGUCCCGAGAUCUUGAACGUUGACGACCAAGGCGCCAACACCCACCGGCUGGUCAAAGUCCCUGUAGAUGAGCUGGAGAAAUGGGACAGUGAACAUGACGAGGCAGGCCGCUUGCGACGGACGCAUAGAGUUGAGCAACCAGUCGCGGAGACCAGCUCCGUCGAGAAAGAAUUGUGAAAAGUAGUAGGACUCGAUGGCGAAACACGCCAUGGCAUCUCUCCCCUUGAUGCCAAAAAAUACAUAAUUUCUACCCAAAGGUGAUAUGAUCACGUAAAGAAUUUGUUUUUCUUAUUGUGGUGUCUCCAGAACAGUAUACUAUUGCUACCGAGGUACAUUGCCACCGCACUGCGCUGAAGCAGCGUUCACAUGUCAGAAAAAUCAAGGCGGGGGAAUUUGUUGGUCCACCCAAUUUUCCAUAGGU